AUGCAGCGUGCUUACGUGCUCCUGGUGUACGCGCUGUUGCAAGUGUUCCAAGCUUCGGAUGCAUCAGGGAGCCAAUGUGAGCAACACGGCACUAUCAGUGAAUGUCUUGCUUUUCGCCUUCAACACGGAUGCGUUUGGGAUGUUCCGCACGGGCAGUGCGUCCCCGAAAUUCCAUGCCCAGAGCGACCACGAGAGGCAUGCCACACGGAGCUCACCACGGGCCCCGCUGCUGGAUGGGACGACACCAGAAAUAAAUGUUUUUGGGAUGGCCUUGGCCAGUGCAGGUGGGCCGAUGAGUGCUACACGCCAACUGAUGCAAGAGGCUGCAUGGCUGCUGGAUGCGUCUGGCGCAAGCUUUGCACUCCUGCGGACAUGUCCCUGAAGCCCGGACCUGGCUAUUGCUUUGAAUCCUGUUCACCCCCAAAGUUUGAUCUGUCACAGGGAACUGAGACGCACUCACAGUCCAGCGCAGAGCCAGCCUCAAAGAAGAGCCCUGGGAGGAUGAACUCAAGGGCAAAGAGGGCAAACACAGGAAUCGUGCAUACUACCUCGGGUCCAGUGCAGGGCCUGGAUGGUAUGGGAGUUCAGGCAUUUCUGGGCAUCCCCUUCGCCCAACCCCCAGUGGGGGCACUCCGCUGGGCAGCACCCCAAAAGAUGGCUCCAUGGAGUGAAGUCUUUCAGGCCACGGCUUUUGGCCCAGCUUGCACACAAUCAUUUGCAUACUACGCAGCGAAUCCUAGGAACUGCAAAGGCUACACACGUGGGCAGUGCUAUGGCUACACCGAGGAUUGCCUGACUUUGAACGUGUGGACGCCGAGCACGACAGGGUCCAGACCUGUCAUGCUGUGGAUCCACGGUGGCUGUUACGUUAGCGGGUCUGCCUCUGAUUCCGAGUAUAACGGAUCUGCUCUGGCCACACAGGAGGACGUCGUGGUGGUCUCUAUCCAGUACCGCCUUGGCGUCUUCGGCUUCCUCGGAGAUGCCAUCUUGCGGUCACGAGAUCCCAAGGGUUCCACAGGCAAUUAUGGUCUGCUGGACACGGUGGCAGCCCUGCAGUGGGUGCAUGAGAACAUAGCCGCCUUUGGCGGUAAUCCUAAUCUGGUCACGAUCUUUGGGGAGUCUUCUGGUGCUGGUUCCGUGAGCCUGCUGCUGGGUAUGAAGGAGGCAUGGCCCUACUAUCAGCGGGGUAUCAUGGAGAGUGGCGCAGGAUCCUUUUGGACGUACAUCACCCUCAGCGGAGCACACGCCAACUUCCAGAAGGUGGUCUCCACAUCGAAGUGUUCCAACUCCUCCAGCCUUCUCUCUUGCAUAGUUUCGACGUCUCAGACCAUCGUGGCAGAAGCAGUGGAUGCUGUUCCCUGCAAAGAUGGUUGCACCUGGGCGCCCGUUGUAGAUGGCGUCUUGGUCCGCGGCACACCUCUGGAACUGGCCCAGUCCGGCAGCCUACGGCCUGAUGCUUUGCUCCGCAGCAUUGAGACGCCGAUUAUGGCAGGCUUCAAUCUGAACGAUGGUGCCAUGUUUGUACCAGGUUACCCCUUUGCUAUGCUGUCUAUGUCAGAAUCAUCCAUGCAGGCAUAUUACUCUGACCUAUAUGGAGAGGAGCGUGUUGAAACGCUGGAGGGCUUAUUUCAACCCGAAACGUCCAGCAAGGCAUUGUGGAUGUCGAAGUAUUUUCAUGCGGCACAGGCCUGCGAAACAGAUUUUAGCUACUCCUGCACCGCGCAGUGGGUAGCAAGUGCGUCGGAGCUGCAUGGAUCUCCUGCGUUUUUGUACAAAUUCUCAGAAACCAGCGACAUGGGAUUAGUCCUCCAUGGCGAUGAAAUCCCGUUCGUCUUCGGGACUCUGGAUUCGGCCUCCGGGCCGCAAGCUCAGGUUUCAAGGUGGAUGAUGCAGUACUGGGCGAACUUUGCCAGAUUUGGGAAUCCCAACGGUCCAAGCCGCAAGAGAAAUACACAGCAUGAUAGCCAUGAUAGUCAUGAAGGGGCGAAGGGGAGUGAUCAUCUGGAGCACAGUGAGGAUUUGCCUCCUUGGCCAGCAUGGACCUCCCAGGGAUAUGGUAACAGUUUGCUGAACAUCAGCAGCAACCCAGUCGUUGUUUCAUUUCCCAACAACUCAUGGCCCGGUUGCUCCUUCUUCCUGGAGCACUGGGAUUUCUAUUCCCUUUGCUUGCCGCAGAGCCGUGCCAGCACUAGCGGGAAGUCGAUAGUCGUUUGA
Symbiodinium pilosum is the source of this 2214-nucleotide messenger RNA. The record is from the annotation of a GenBank genome assembly. NCBI's taxonomy places the organism in Eukaryota, Dinophyceae, Suessiales, Symbiodiniaceae.